CGUCUCCGUCUACAAACUGUGCCGCUUCUUCGCCAUGUCGGGCGCGGAGAGGCUGGCGGUGCCCGAGUGCGUGAGCCAGGCAGGGUGCUGGGCCGGUGCUGGCAGCUCCGGGGAGCGCCGUGAGGUUUCUCCCGGGGUGAACACGGACGUACGGGCGGCCCUGGACCGCAUCCUGCCCGCCCUGCAGCACUCCAUCGCCUGCGCCAAGCAGGCGGCCGGCCCCGCCGAGCUGAGGAAGGCCAUCGGCGAGGUUUUCCAGCUGGUGGAGGAGGCCUGGGGGAUGCCCACGCUGGGGAGGGACGUGGCCAAAGUGCUGUGCGACGUGAUCCGCCUGGAGGGAGGCCUGGACCUGCUGCUCAACCUGCUCUACACGGCGGAACUGGAGACCAAGUGCCAGGCGGGGAAGCUCCUGGAGCAGAUCCUGGUGGCAGAAAACAGGGAUCGGAUCGCUCGGAUCGGUCUGGGGGUGAUCCUGAAUUUAGCCAAGGAGCGGGACAUCCCCCCACUGGCGCAGAGCGUCUCCGGGAUCCUGGAGCACAUGUUCAAGCACACCGAGGAGACCUGCUCCCAGCUCAUCUCCGACGGGGGCCUGGAUGCCAUCCUCUACUGGUGCCGCUGGACGGACCCCGUCGUGCUGCGGCACUGCGCCAUGGCCUUGGCCAACUGCGCCAUGCACGGCGGGCAGGCCAACCAGCGCCUGAUGAUCGAGAAGAGGACGGCCGAGUGGCUUUUCCCGUUGGUGUUCUCACGGGACGACGAACUGAUCCGCCUGCACGCCUGCCUGGCCAUCACGGUGCUGGCCACCAACAAGGAGAUCGAGAAGGAGGUGGAGCGCUCGGGGACGCUGGCGCUCGUGGAGCCCUUCAUCGCCUCGCUGGACCCGGAGCGCUUCGCGUGCCGCAUGCUGGGCAGCAGCGACAACAGCCAGGGCAGGACGGCCGAGGACCUGCAGCGCCUGGUCCCCUUGCUGGACAGCUCGAGGCUGGAGGCACAGUGCAUCGCUGCCUUCUACCUCUGCGCCGAGGCUGCCAUCAAAACCAGGCAGAAGCAAACGAAGAUUUUCAGCGAGAUCGGGGCCACGCAGAGCCUGAAGCGGGUGGUGUGCUACUCCACCAGCAGCACCACCUCCUCCCUGGCCAAAAAGGUGCUGCGCAUGAUAGGGGAGGAGGUUCCUCGGCGCAUCCUGCCCACGGUGCCCAACUGGAAGCCCUGCGAGGUGCAGACGUGGCUGCAGCAGAUCGGAUUCAACAAAUACUGCCAGAGCUUCCUGGACCACCAGGUGGACGGGGACAUUCUCCUCAGGCUGACGGAGGAGGAGCUGCAGGAGGACCUGGGGAUGGCCUCCAGCAUCACCCGUAAGAGGUACGAGUGCUACCAGGGCACGCUGGCCUCACACAGAGUCAUCACCAUGCUGGCAGAGCCAAGGAGAAGGCGUGUGCCUCUUGCAAGGACAAGAAGAGGGAUUCCCCGAAUGGGAAACCCGGACUGCCAGGGCUUUUCCGGAGCAGUAUGUGACCCAGAGGAUGCGACGUGCAGGUUUUUCCGGGAGCUGACGGAGCUGAAAACCUUCGCCAACUACUCCACCUGCGACCGCAGCAACCUGGCCGACUGGCUGGGCGGCAUCGACCCCAAGUUCCGGCAGUACACCUACAACCUGCUGACCUGCGGCAUCAACCGCAGCUUCCUGCACCGCGUGACAGAGCAGCAGCUGCAGGACGACUGCCACAUCGCCACCGGCUUCCACCGCGUCCGCAUCCUCUCCGCUGCAAGGGAAAUGCUUCACUCCCCUAUAACGCUGCAAACUGCGUCGGAUGGGACCGAUGUGUUUAUCAGCUACCGGAGGAGCACCGGCUCGCAGCUGGCCAGCCUGCUGAAGGUCCACCUGCAGCUGCACGGCUUCAGCGUCUUCAUCGACGUGGAGAAGCUGGAGGCAGGGAAGUUCGAGGACAAGCUGAUCCAGAGCGUCCUGAGCGCCCGCAACUUUGUGCUGGUCCUCUCGCCCAACGCGCUGGAUAAGUGUAUGGCAGACCCCGAGUGCAAAGACUGGGUGCACAAGGAGAUUGUGACGGCCCUGAACUCUGGAAAGAACAUUGUACCCGUUACAGACCAUUUUGAGUGGCCUGACCCAGAAACCCUUCCCAAGGACAUGAGGGCUGUCCUGAAAUUUAAUGGCAUCAAAUGGUCCCACGAGUACCAGGAGGCCACAAUCGACAAAAUCAUCCGCUUUCUCCAGGGCCGGUCCUCCCGGGACUCUUCGGCGGGGUCGGAGAAUGGCCUGGACUGUUUGCCCUCUCUCGGGCAGACCUAGGAGCAGCACGGCUGCCUCAGCCCCUCCGGAGACUUUCCAGGUGACCCCUUUUCACAUGGGGCCAAGUUUCUCCCUCUAGAUUUUCCCCCAUCCUAGUACCACCCCUACCCUCUCUCCCUCAGGACCUGCCCCACCUCUUGGCUUGAGACCAGGCCGUGACUCAGGCAGCCAUGGGGCGUUAGCCCCCCUCCACCCUCCAAAUGCAAGCCCUUGGGGCUGAAAGGCCAGCGCUCCCUCGUAGGGUGCCCGGUGAGCCUCCAGGGCAGCCCCUGGGACAGACAAGCCAUCUUUCAAGCCAUCCCUUGGGGCAGCAGGACUUGCAGGCUGAGCCGCCCACAGCACAGCGGGUGCAGGAGGGACCAGGACAGUCCAGCCCCCUGCAGAAGGCUGCAGCUCCCCCCAGAGAUGCACCCAAAGAGGAGGCACCUCCCAAGGAGCAAAAGCUGUAGGAUUUUCAAGGGGUUUGUUGCAGGAGGACAUGGGAGAGAGCACUUGGGAGGAAACGGUCUGUAAGCAUCUCAUGGCCUCUGCUGGGUGCUGCAGGAACAUCGUUGUGCUUAGGUGUGGGUGGGAAAGAGCAAAUAAAAGCUAAGCCCUAACAAAAUCCCCGUGUUUGGGAAAGAUAACACACACAGGCCUUCUAAACUGCUCGGCAGAAGCUUUCUCUUCCCCAGCAAUAUCCCUUUAUUACCCGAGCUUGCUCCCUCCUCGAGGCCUUUCUCCUCCUAAUGCUGCAAAACCACUUUGUGCUCUUAGCUCUGGUGACAGAAGUUUGGCUUUAGAUCACAGGAAGUUUCCAAAGGGUCUUUACAAAAAGUGCUUUUAAAACACCACCUUUCCCUCCAUCCGGUGUCUCAGCUUUACACACGAUCAGGUGCCUUUAUUUAUCCGUAAGGCACAGGAGGCUGGAUUGCGACUCUGCAAAACGUAUAUCCACGCAGAUACGGAAGAUGCUAACUGCUGUACUGUACUUGUGGAGAUGUUUUACACUGGCUGCAUUGUAUUCUGUUGUCGGUGCUCCACAGCAGAUCUCCUACGGUCUGUUCCUUUGAGCAGGGGCUGGCACAUCCCUUUGCUGACAAGCACUUACCCCGACAGCCCUGGCUAAGCUCCUCCGGCUCAGGGACGUCCCCACGCUGCUGGAUGCAAUACCAAAUAGCACUUGUUUCCUUCUACUAGCCUCUUCCCAACACCCACCAGAUCUUUUUGUAGCUACUCACCACGAAAUAGCAGGUAAGAGCCGACGUUGACGCAAAGGGCAGGUGGAGGCUGCUAGGUGUGAGCACAGGCUGAGAGCAACCCGACACGCCUCUGAAUUCUGCCCUCCUGGCCUUGUCCUGCUUCUCACACCUGCUCGGAGGGUGAUCAGGCUUUCGACAACAUGGCAUUUUGCAAUUAGGACCAGACACUGCAACUCCCACCCGAGUUCUUCUUUUUUGGUGCAGAGCAAAGUUAAUAACGCGAAAGACUUCCUCAUUCAGGACACACUCAAGAGCAAGUGCAAGCCAUGCCCAGGGAUCACCAGCCUGCCCAGCACUCCGGGGAUCAGGCUGAUGCAAUAGAAGAAAAUUCCUCAGCCUGUCCCUGCUCAGGUUAACCCACCCUUUCCAGGAGACAAUGAGGAGGCACAGCUACAUUCCAGCCCACAAGCACUCACCUUGGCUCUCCGUGAAGCCUCGCUACCUGCCUUAGCUGGCAUGAACAUUAACACAUUUCCUUUUGGCUUGCAUUUAUGAGCAUAUCAUAAGAAGAAAAGUAAGUUAAAUUCUGGUGCUUAAUCAGAGCUUUAUGGAUAGCUCUUAUCAGCUCACAGAUAAUGGCAUCUUUGCUCUCCAAUGAAAGGUUAAUAGCUAGGUCUGCCCAGCAUUCACCAGAAAUAGCAUCACCUAAUCUUCAGAUUAAGUACGAGGAAGGCAGCAGAUGAGCCCAAAGGUGAAUCUGCCAAAGGAUAAAAGCAACUUGUGAGCCGCUUCAGGGAAAAAUCCUGAGUAAUUUAUUGAAGGUCAAGGUCUCUGUGGCCAUUAAAGGAGUACCACACAAACAGUCUAGAGGAUUUUUCUCUCUACAAUAAUACAUGGUAAGAUUCUCAUGUCUUGUGUCCCAGGAGCUCUCUAGCAUUUAACCUCCUCACCCUCCACUCAACAGACAAGAUUUAGUUGUCCUCUACAGCUUCAGUGUCCUACCUGCAAUGAGAUCACACCCCAUGCCCUAGCUGCCCAGACUGUAACUCAUCCUGUUUCCCUGUUACGCGAUUAUCUUCACCCUGAUGAACUCACCGCUCUUGACAAAACAUCCCAUGCCCAUCCACUUCCAGACAAAGCAGACAUCCCCAAAGAGAUUAUAGAAUAUCUGAGUUGGAAGGGACCCACUAGGAUCAUUGAGUCCAACUCCUAAAAUAAAUGCUUCUGUUCUCACCCUUCCUUAUCCCUUUGCCAUGCCAUGUCAGAAAGUAUUUAAAGCUGUUCUAUUGGACAUUAUUAAUAAAUUUGGUUUAUACUCUAAAUCCCAACCUCUUUUAUGUUUGUGUCACAUGCUUCUUUCCCCGCAGCCUUCUCACAUUUGCUCUCUUCCUGUCACGCUCUCUCAUAUGCUGACAGGGCCGGGCUUGCUGGCAGCAGAAUUCACAUUUUCCAGGCACCAUUCUCUGCGGGGUUCACACUUCAGGUUCAUCUUGCAUGGGCUGAUGUAGCUCACUGCAACCCCAGGGACUCUCUACCUGCUGCCCACGCUCACAAUGCAUGGAUCAUGCACUUGCUUGUAGUUCUUGGAGGAGAGCCUAGAAAAACUUCAAUUUUUCUAAUAGGGCUUAACAGUUCCUAUUGAAUUUUGCCUUUGCAAGCACCCUGACACAAACAGCAAAGCAGAGCCAGUACACAAGUUUCACUUCACUGCGCAACAUUUAGCAGCUGCUACCAUUGGAGUCUGUGGAAUCUGUUGGUGGAGAAGAAACUUGCCUCACAACUGACUCAGCUACAAACAUCUAAUGCAACACUCACAGCAUGCCCUGAUCCUGGGGGAGGAUAAUUCUGGGCUUAGCCCAUGAAUCAGACAAGUAACUCCUGCCUACAUCCACCGGCACAGCUACACAGACCAAGUGGCAUAACAAAUAAGGUCUCAGUCUUCCUACUUCUCCACCUCCUGCUUCCUUACUCCCGAGUUCUGCUCUUAUCACAAACUCCUAACGAACAGGGAAUGACGUUGUAUAAGCAUUUCACAUUUACUGCAUAUUUAAGGACAGGUUACAUGCUAUGCACUGCUGCAAGCUUUACUCUGGUGUUCAGGAAAAGCAAGUUAUGGUUGCUCGCAAGUCCCAAAACUGCAUUCUUCCUGAUCCAGCUCCCUCACAUGCUCAUUCUUCACACAGCAGACAACUUCCUGCUGUGGCUUCUUUACUACAAAUUCCUCAGUAAAAGGAGAAGUAU
Cygnus atratus (black swan) is the source of this 5730-nucleotide messenger RNA. RefSeq names its product sterile alpha and TIR motif containing 1 (gene SARM1). Gene Ontology annotation, cellular component: dendrite. The transcript has 9 exons. Gene Ontology annotation, molecular function: protein binding; NAD+ nucleosidase activity; signaling adaptor activity. Gene Ontology annotation, biological process: negative regulation of MyD88-independent toll-like receptor signaling pathway; signal transduction; response to axon injury. The coding region runs from base 35 to 2308 and encodes 757 amino acids. Lineage: Eukaryota; Metazoa; Chordata; Aves; Anseriformes; Anatidae. The record is from RefSeq and is a predicted model, not a curated record.